Messenger RNA from Strongyloides ratti, 1017 nucleotides. RefSeq lists its product as hypothetical. The record is from RefSeq and is a predicted model, not a curated record. The transcript has 3 exons. Bases 1 to 1017 code for a protein of 338 amino acids. NCBI's taxonomy places the organism in Eukaryota, Metazoa, Nematoda, Chromadorea, Rhabditida, Strongyloididae.
AUGGAAUAUCCAUCUUAUAAUUCCAAAAUACCCCAUGGAUCAACAUCAAAAUUAAUUGUUUCAUAUAAAACAGAAAAUGUCCCUUUUAAAACUAAAAUGAUAAAUAUUGAAGGAGAAAUGAUUGAAAUCCCUAUGUGUAUGUUAGAAAAUGGCAAUUUAUUUAGAUCAAUAUUUAUAAAAAGGGUAUUUUAUUCUUUACCUCUUCAUUCACAACAAUAUUUAUGCAAAUUUUUGCCACAAAGCAAUGUUAAAUCGUUGGAUGAACAUUUAACAAAUGCAUUUACCCCAUAUCCAGUGUUUAAUUUUCCCAAUAACUUUGAAAAAUUAAGAUAUAAAUUAAAUAAUAACCAUUUUGAACCUAGUUAUUUAGAAAAUCUUAUAGCAUUUCGUGAAAUCAAACGUGUUUUGUUUGAACAUUUUUAUAGGCAAUAUAAUUUAAAAUUAAUGAAGAAAUUAUUUAUUUCAAGACAUGAAAUUUUAGAAAGAGCAACAUUACAAGGAAAUAAUGUUGAUUUAAAUAAUUUUCCUUCUUCAUCAUAUAAAAUAAGGCAAAAAAAAAGAAAUGGAUUAGAAAGCAAUAUAUCUCGUCGCGCAAAUUUUCGUAUAAAAAGAAUGUUAGAUGAUGUUAAACGUUUAGCAAAUGAUUCCAAUCCAUACUCUUCAGAUGAGGAAGAAAUAGUCGUAAAAAAAUCAAAAUAUACCAAUAUUAGAAGUAGUAUUUACAAUUCAAAAAUUAAUGAUAUUGAUUUGUAUGAACCCACCGAAACUAAAACUAUAAAAGAAAUGUUAAAAGAACAUAAAAAAUUAAAAGAAUGCCAUCCUGACUCACCAUCAUUAGAUACUGAAGGUAUAACACUUUUUGAUGUUUAUAGUAGAGCUGGAUUAAGUAUUCAGUUGGAAAAAAAUUUUGGUGCACAACAAAAGGAAAGAAUAGAAAAAAAAUCAAAAUUUCCUUUUGUUGGAGGAAGAGGAAAUAAAAAAAUGAUAUUUAUAAAUAUGCCUUUGUCUUUUUAUUGA